Cotesia glomerata is the source of this 2445-nucleotide messenger RNA. It is a transcript of the gene Usp1, whose product is annotated as ubiquitin carboxyl-terminal hydrolase 1. NCBI's taxonomy places the organism in Eukaryota, Metazoa, Arthropoda, Insecta, Hymenoptera, Braconidae. Gene Ontology annotation, biological process: protein deubiquitination. Gene Ontology annotation, molecular function: cysteine-type endopeptidase activity; cysteine-type deubiquitinase activity. The record is from RefSeq and is a predicted model, not a curated record. Bases 448 to 2349 code for a protein of 633 amino acids. The transcript has 8 exons. Gene Ontology annotation, cellular component: nucleus; cytosol.
ACACAGAGAUAAAUUUUAAUAAAUUUUACGUUUCUGUUCAUUUCGGAGCAUCGUACAGUAAUACAGUAUUACACUGACAGACGUAAUUCAUGGUGUAUUACUUUAAGAUGUAGCUUUUUGCAUAAUUUAAGUGUACAAUUGUAAUAUAUAAUAUUCGUUGCGCAAUUAGUAUUUUAAUUACUGUCAUUAUUAAUUUCAUUUGAAUUAUUUAGAUUAGUUUAAAGUAAAACACAGACUAUAGAUAGUAUAUCUCUUAAUAAGUAUAAAGUAUAUACACAUAUAUGUUACUAUAAUCGCCUAAACGAAUAAGUGGUUGUUAUAAAUUAGUGAAAUUUAUUUAUUCCAUGACUCCGUCAUCUAAUAAUACAUGCUCGUGAAUUUUUCUCGCAUUCAGUUGACCAUCGACUCAAUCGCAAUAAUCAUCCACUUAUUUCCCGUUAGCGGAAAAUGACAGUAUUAGAGGCAGAAGAAGAUUCGGAUGAACGAUCCGUUCCCCCUAGGAAAAAAUUUUGCUUGUCACUUUCACGACGCGAUCAUACCAUUAACAAGACAAUUACACAGCCCCCUCAUUCUUCUACACGAGGGGGCUUCUACGAAGAUCAAGAUCUUCCUUACAGUACAGACAAAAUGUUGAAUGGAUAUCGAAGUCAAUUGGGGAAUCAUCAAGAUUUAUCAUAUGACAUCAUUGGAGGAGGUUCUGAUGGAUUGAGAAUAGCAACACUUUGUAAUCUUGGGAAUACAUGCUUUUUGAAUAGUGUUAUUUAUACACUACGCUUUGCACCCUCAUUUUUGCACAACUUGCAUCAUCUAGCUACAGAUCUCUCCAAUCUCAAUGACAAACAAUUACAAACAAAGGUGAAAUCAUCAUCUCUCGGGCGUACUGGUGUAUCAUUAACAUCAAGUGGUAAUAGAAGUUGGAGCAGCAAAGAUUUAUCAGCAUUAUCAGGUAUCAGCGAGCUGAAUAAACCACGAAUCCAAGUAGCUACUGAAAAGCUUCACGAAUUGUUCGUGGCAUUAAGGUUAAGUGAAACUAGAGAUAACUGUGAACCUUAUCAACCUGAUGCUUUUCUUCAAGCUUUGAGGGAUGUUAAUCCAAUAUUUGAAGGUAAUCAGCAACAAGACGCUCACGAACUGUUAGUUUGUUUGCUUGACAAUAUCCGUGAGACAUUUCAAUUGUUAGUAAGGCAUAGAGAGAGUCAGUUUGGCCAAAGUAAUGGUGGAAUGAUUGACUUUGCAACAGAUCGUUUUGUUGAUAUGCCGUUUGAAGGAACUGGUUCUGGAAAACGCAGUAUGCGUAAGAAAAAAACUAAUAAACAUAAAACAACUCGUGGCAGUGCCACUUCUUUGACACAAACAAGUGUAAAUGGAUCGGCUAUUCCUACAAGACUCGAAAAUGGUCAUGCUGAUUUUAUGGGGAACAAUGGUGACCUGUUGUCUCAUAGGCCUGAAAGCAAAAAGUGUUUUAUUUCAGAAGAUUUUGAAGGUGUUAGUCUCUUGCGAACUACUUGUCUCGAAUGUGAGCAUGUUACUGAACGAAAAGAAACGUUUUGUGACAUUUGUGUGCCCAUUGAAACUGGUAGAUCCAAUGAGAAAGAUGAAAAUGGGAAAUCGAUAGACGGCAGCGAAGUAUACAGGCAUUCUGUUGUCACAAGUGAGCUCCUGUGUGGUAGAGACAAAUACUGGUGCGCCAGCUGCUUGAGAUAUAACGAAGCACGACGUGCGGUCAGUUUUCCAUCUCUCCCAAGGCUUUUAGUUCUUCAACUCAAGAGAUUUUCCACAGCGGCUGGUUCAAUGGAAAAAAUCAACAAUUAUAUGCCAACCCCUCUGACUCUGGAAUGUUUCUGUGAAGAAUGUAACAGCGAUUCAACCCAGGAAAGUUCAUCUAGCCGCAGUCAGUCAUCUGAAUCUCGGCACGUGUACAAACUCUACUCGGUGAUAAUGCAUCAAGGAGCAACAUCAACAGCUGGGCACUACAUUGCCUACACAAAAGUACCGGAGGAGUCGAUGUUUACAGAAUACUUUCGGUGUGAUCGAGAUGCUCGUCGUCAGAAUGUCACACAGAGCAGCAGCAGCAGUAACUCAACCACUUCGGCAUCAUCGAGUAUCCUCAAGUGUUUCCGUAGUAAAUCAAACAUGAAUGAGAACAAGGAACACUUGAUUAAAAUGGGUUGUAGGAGUAUGGAGUGCUGUGGGAUACGUCGUGUCAAAAAUAAUGCUAACACAUGGCUCGAGUGCGAUGAUGAGUUAGUUAGAGCCAUACGUGAACGCGAAUUACUCGAUAAACUAGCUCCCAAUCCUCGUAAUUCUGCGACACCGUAUCUAUUGUUUUACGUAAGGUCUACAACGUAAAAGCAUUCCUUCCUGACAUUGCCUACCUGCCACUAUCUUUUCCUAAUCAAAUGUAUCAAAUGUCUUCAUUUUAAAUUAAAUACUUUUAAACGCCCA